GAGUUAUUUUUUCAUUGAUUGUUUGAACAAUUAUCAGCCAAAGUUAGUCAUUGUUCAAUAUGGCAGAUAUACCGAGUGAUAUAUCUCAACAUUGUCCUGGUACUGCAAGUAAAGAUGCAGGAAAGGCAUCUAUAUGUACAAAUUGUCCAAAUCAAAUGAUAUGCGCAUCUGGUAUUAGUCAACAACCGGAUCUUACUGCAGAUCUUAUUAAAAGAAAGCUUUCUACAGUUAAAAAUAAAUUAUUGGUACUAUCUGGUAAAGGUGGGGUUGGUAAAAGUACUAUAACAUCGUUAAUAUCCAGAUCCUUAGCAUCAAGUAAUCCUGAUAUAAAUGUUGCAGUAUUAGAUAUUGAUAUUUGUGGACCAUCUCAACCUAGAGUAUUAGGUGUAAUAGGAGAACAAGUUCAUCAAAGCGGAUCAGGAUGGUCUCCAGUGUAUAUAGAAGAUAAUUUGUCAUUAAUGUCUAUUGGAUUUUUACUUGCAAAUCCUAGUGAUGCAGUAAUAUGGAGAGGACCCAAAAAAACUGGAAUGAUUAAACAAUUUUUAUCAGAAGUAGAUUGGGGGGCAUUGGAUUACCUUAUUUUAGAUACCCCUCCUGGUACAUCAGAUGAGCAUUUAUCAGCAACGUCAUAUCUUAAACAUGCUGGCAUUACAGGAGUAAUAAUAAUAACAACUCCACAGCAGGUUGCUUUAUUAGAUGUGAGAAAAGAAAUUGAUUUUUGCAGAAAAGUAAAUAUACCAAUUUUAGGUGUUAUUGAAAAUAUGAGUAUUUUUGUGUGUCCUAACUGUAAUAAUUCUGUAGAAAUAUUUCCAGCAUUAACAGGUGGUGGUUGUGUAAUGGCUAAAGAAUUGAACGUAGAAUUUUUGGGUUCUCUACCAUUGGAUCCACUUUUAGCUAAAUGCUGCGAUGAGGGAAAAAACUUUUUAACAGAAAUUCCAGAAUCACCAACUAUUUUGACAUUACAAACAAUUGUUCAAAAAAUUAUUGAUCGAUGUGAAAAAAUAAAACAUCCUUCUGAGAUUGAUACAACUUAAGAGAAAAAAUGUAAUUCUUUAGAAAAAAUGUAUGUAUAUUAAAAUUGUAUAAAAAAGUA
This is a messenger RNA of Frieseomelitta varia, 1093 nucleotides long. RefSeq names its product cytosolic Fe-S cluster assembly factor NUBP1 homolog (gene Nubp1). Gene Ontology annotation, molecular function: 4 iron, 4 sulfur cluster binding; ATP binding; ATP-dependent FeS chaperone activity. The coding region runs from base 60 to 1034 and encodes 324 amino acids. The transcript has 7 exons. Gene Ontology annotation, cellular component: cytosol. The record is from RefSeq and is a predicted model, not a curated record. Gene Ontology annotation, biological process: iron-sulfur cluster assembly. Lineage: Eukaryota; Metazoa; Arthropoda; Insecta; Hymenoptera; Apidae.